UUCGAGUAGAAUCUCUUAUUGUUAUACCGAUACUAAAUUUUCGUUGUAUAAUGGCAACUUCACAGCAAAUAUCGACCUCUCCUUCUAAAUUAUUGGCUUCAACAUCUAGAUCAACGAAACCUAUUACGCUUACUUUACCUCGUAAGAGUCGAACCAAAGAUCAUUCCGCUUUUGAGGCUAAACAUUAUUGCAAUGUUCUACUUACCGAAAAACAUCUGAGUGAAUGA
This is a messenger RNA of Racocetra persica, 227 nucleotides long. NCBI's taxonomy places the organism in Eukaryota, Fungi, Glomeromycota, Glomeromycetes, Diversisporales, Gigasporaceae. The record is from the annotation of a GenBank genome assembly.